Molecule: messenger RNA, 2370 nt
Organism: Ziziphus jujuba (common jujube)
Lineage: Eukaryota; Viridiplantae; Streptophyta; Magnoliopsida; Rosales; Rhamnaceae
Exons: 9
Coding region: 571-2145 (524 amino acids)
Biological process (GO): mRNA 3'-end processing
Cellular component (GO): RNA polymerase II, holoenzyme
Molecular function (GO): RNA polymerase II complex binding
Source: RefSeq, a predicted model, not a curated record
CGAACCCCAGAGGGGUAAUUUCGGAAAUGUGCAUUAUCUUCCACCGUACUGUGUAAAAUCUAAGCUAAAAUUCCCUUUCCCUCUCUGUUUCUCUCUCUCUCUGUGCAAGACCGAGAGAAAGACUUUAAGAGUUGUCAGUCCGGUUCGACGACCUCCGGAGUGUUUUUACCUCCGGUUCCCAAAUUCCAGAGCGUACAGUUUGACGUCUUUAUCUUCUGUAUUUCAACUCCACUAACAAACUCUCUGUUCGUUCAAAAACCCUCCCUCCACCUAAUCCCUUCAAUUCCCUCCAUGGCCGAAAAAUCCAAGCUUCACUAGCUUCUGAUUCUUUUCUUCCUCCUUCCGCAUUCUUCUCAACAGGUACAUCUUUAGGCACCUGCGUGAAAGCACACACAUUAAGAAGAAAAUUGAUUGUCCAGAAUAGAGUCAUUUAAUUCAAGUUUAAAGCCCAAAAUCCACGAGGAUGUUGAGUCCAAUGUUGUGAAUUUUGCAGUUGUUUUAUAUUGGUCGUUUGUUUCUUCUAAAGGUCAGCAUUGUUCUUCAAUAGUUGGGCCAGCUCCUAUAAGAAUCAUGGGGAGUGCAUUCAAUCCACAAAUUUUGGUGGAAAAGCUGGCCAAGCUCAACAAUUCUCAGGCCAGCAUAGAAACUUUAUCACAUUGGUGUAUUUUCCAUAUGAAUAAAGCAAGACAAGUUGUUGAAACAUGGGAUAGGCAAUUUCAUUGCUCAGCGCGUGAUCAAAGAUUGGCUUUCUUGUAUCUUGCAAAUGAUAUUUUGCAGAAUAGUAGACGAAAGGGUUCCGAAUUUGUUGGUGAAUUUUGGAAAGUUCUUCCUGAUGCUCUUCGUGAUGUCAUUGAAAAUGGAGAUGACUUUGGUAGAAAUGCAGCACUCCGACUGAUUGGCAUUUGGGAAGAGAGGAAAGUUUUUGGGUCUCGGGGGCAAAUUCUUAAGGAAGAGCUUAUGGGAAGGCAUCUGGAAAACAAUAAUAGAAACGGAAAGCAUUUGAAUGUUAAACUGAAACAUUCCUCUGGGGCUAUAUUGGACAAAAUAGUUUCAGGUUACCAGGUUGUUUACAGCCAAAUGGAUGAAGAAAGUAUAUUGAGCAAAUGUAGAAAUGCUAUUAGCUGUCUUGAGAAAAUGGAUAAGGAAGUUGGUAGUGAAAUCAAUCCAGGACAAUUUCAUGGAUCCACAUUUGUGGAGGAGGUGCAGGGCCAGCAUGCUAUACUGAGGGACUGUAUUGAACAACUCACAGCAGUUGAAGCGUCAAGGGCUACUCUCGUGUCUCAUCUAAGGGAGGCUCUUAGGGAGCAGGAAUUCAAGCUGGAUCAAGUCCGUAACCAACUUCAGGCUGCACAAUCUCGGUCAGAGCAGUCGGGUAAUAUCGCCCAUCCAUUUGUAAAUCAUGAGAGUCUGCAGUCACGAGCCGACCAGGGUCAGAAGGAAGUUAACACCUCUGUAGCACCACACAGCUUCAUGGCAGGAGAUAGGGAACAAUCAGCACCAGUAAUGUAUACUAAGACAUCAUCUUUUUCUGAAAAAUCUGGGCAUACAGAGGAAGACCCCCGCAAAUCAGCAGCUGCAGCAGUGGCAGCAAAGCUAACUGCAUCGACAUCCUCUGCUCAAAUGCUCUCAUAUGUCCUGUCUUCCCUAGCAUCAGAGGGUGUCAUAGGCAAUCCAAUGAAAGAAUCUCCCAGUGACUAUCAAUCUGAAAAGAGGCCUAAGCUUGAGAACGACCAAUCAUCAUACACGCUGCCUCAGAAUUCUCAACCGCCUCCGGUUCCUCCUUUUCCUCACCCGGACUCUCUGCCACACAAUCUCUCAACCAACCAGCAAUUUAAUCAAGAAGUGCCACCUCCUCCCCCAUCAUCAUCUCCUCCUCCACUGCCACCACUACCACCAAUGCCGCAGUACCCCGUGCCCCAAUUUAUGCAGACUGCUGGAUCAAUAACAAAUGCGCCAUUCAGCUACAGCAUGACCCAACAACCACCUGGCUCGAUUCCUGGUUACCCAACAGUCGGAGGAGCUUCUUUGAAUGGGAUUGCGCCUUAUGCACCACCGCCGACUUCUUACCAGAGUUUCCAGGGUCCAGAUGGUAAUUUCUACAGUCAGCCACCAUCCAUGCCAAUGGCACCAAUCUCUCGGCAAUAAAACUGUGUUUCAUCAUAGUUUGGAAGAAGAUGACUUCCUGCUGGGGCAAAAUUAAGUCUUAGGGGAUUCAAACAAGAUUCUUUCGUUAUCUCCCUGCACUGGGUCCUUGAUUGCCUAUGUACCUUUUCUUAACACCUGAUUAGAUUUGCACAUAGCUAGUGAAAGUUUGUAACUUAUAGUUUUUCAACUUUAAAAUUUAUGAAUUCCAAAAAUUAUUUCAUUGUA